GGUCCCAUCGAACGGAAAGGGCUGGGAGGGCACGAGAACAAUGGCCUUUUCGCUUUUCGACCUGCUCUCUGACUUUAUCGUCGCCAUCCCUUCACAUUAAUUUUGCGUGCGACUCGCCCUCCCCAAUUCAAUUGGCCAUUGGGACUGCACCUGCCCUCGAUUUAAUGCCAUGGAGAUCACAGCGUGCCCAUGCCCCUGCGUCUCGCUUUCGUGGUGACGUAAAGAUUGGAGCUUGGCGGGGGAGGAGCAGGCGCCAGACGACGAUUGGGUCUGUAGGCCGUGGAUUCCCUUCUCGGGGGUUACUCUCGUCGCCCUUUCGGUUGGCGUCGGCGUGCUCGUCGCAGUGGAGGCGAAAGGGGCCGCCUCAUGCUAAGGGUGAGGACGACGGGGAGCUGAGAUCUAGACUCCAUGGAUCCGCCUUUCUCCGGAUUUGUACUCGACCCAUCUAAAUGUCGCAAGUUGAGUAUCGACGAGAAGAGAGAACUCGUCCAUGAAUUGUCCAAGUGGCCAGCCAGUGCUCCUGAGAAACUACAAACUUGGAGCAGGAGGGACCUAUUGGAGAUACUUUGUGCUGAAAUAGGAAAAGAAAGGAAGUACACAGGAUUAACAAAACAGAAGAUGAUUGAGUACCUUUUUAAAAUUGUCUCGGAGAAAAAGGCUGGAGAAGCCACGAAGUCAACUCCUAACCCAGCUUCUCCUCUCCCUCAACCUCUGCAAAAAAGACAAAGAAAGAAUGAUCACCCCUUGCGUCUAUGUGUUGUCACAAAUGGAGGGAAUGAAGGCAUCAGUAACUCAAGAUACUGUCAGAAUCUAGCUUGCAGAGCUACAAUGAACCUUGAGGAUGCGUUUUGUAAGCGUUGUUCGUGCUGUAUCUGCCACAAGUAUGAUGACAAUAAGGACCCUAGUCUUUGGUUGUGCUGUAGCUCAGAAACUUUCUCGCAAGGUAAUUCAUGCGGUUUGUCAUGCCAUCUUGAGUGUGCACUGAAGAAUGAAAGAGCUGGUAUUAUGAAUAGUGGGAGCUCUCCAAGUUUGGAUGGUAGCUAUUACUGCACACAUUGCGGAAAAGUCAACGACUUACUUGAGAGCUGGAAAAAACAGCUCAUGAUUGCCAAAGAUGCACGACGAGUGGAUGUAUUGUGUUACCGGAUUUCUCUGUGUCAUAAGAUUCUUUGCUCAACUCGGAAGUACCAGAGUUUGCAUGGGAUAGUUGACUCAGCAAUGAAAAAGCUGGAGGCUGAAGUUGGGCCUAUUGAUGGUUUACAGAGCAUGGCACGAGGAAUUGUCAAUAGACUUUCUGUUGGCACUGAAGUCCAGGGAAUGUGUGCUUUUGCUAUCAAUUCAUUAGAUUCUCUAUGCUCUGCCACUGUUUGUAAUAGGUCUCAAGUUGAAGGUAAGUUUCUAGCUGAAGCAAGUUUGACAUCCUCUAGCUUCAUCAACUUUGAAACCUCAUCCCCAACUUCAGUUACUUUGGCAUUAAAGUUUGAAGAUAGUGCGACAUUAUCACAAGAGAUGGCUGGUUGCUCCUUAUGGCACCGAAGGGCUGAGAUGAAGGAAUAUCCUAAAGAACCAACCUUGACUGUGCUUAUGCCAUUGAGAAGUUUUUUAGUAACAGAAUUAACUCCGGGUACGCAUUACAUGUUUAAGGUAGUAGCCUUCAGCAACCUGAGUGAGCUGGGCACUUGGGAACUCGGAAUAACGACUGAUGCCAUCUCGACUGAUGAUCCAGUAAGCUUUGCUCCAAUGAUAAAUGUGCCGAAAUCAAAUUGCCAAAGCCCCAAAACAAACAGCAGCAGCAUAUCUAACCCAUCAGAGGGAGAUGAAUCUCAUAAUAAUGGCACCACAUUUACUGACCUCAACAAGUCACCAGAAAGUUGCUUUCACUAUUUUGAGAAGACUGAGAUACAUGACUCAGAGAAACUUUCGGGCCAUGUUGACAGAGAUAUAAUCAACCAAAAUACUGAAUUUGACAGCAUCGCUAGACGAUUACAAGAUGUUGAACCUGAGGAAACGCCCGGUCACUCAGGUUCUGCUUUAGAAGAUGAGAUGAACUCAACAGUUCAAACUGAGUUCCAUAAGGACUCCAUUAACUCAGUGGAGAAUAUCCAGGUAUCUGAGCUCCCUAAAUUAGAUAACACAUCAAAUGUGCUGAAUGCAAAUGAGAUGGCUAUUGUUCCAUUUGAACGUCCAGAUCAAACUCUUCCUGUUACUCCUAUCCGGCUGGAAAACAGCAAGGAAGUUUCUGGGAGAGGUAGCAAAUUGAAACCGACCGGCAAUAUACUUUUGAAUUCAUCAGUGAAUCCAGAGACAGUGCCAACAAAAAGAGGAAGGGAGAAAUUCGUUGAGAUAUGUACAAAGGAUGGAACACUUGAAGGGUCCUAUGAGUACUGUGUGAAAGUUGUCAGGUGGCUGGAAUGCGACGGUUACAUUCAGACCAAUUUUAGGGUGAAGUUUCUUACUUGGUUUAGCUUAAGGGCCACACCCCAGGAGAGAAGAGUAGUCACUGUUUAUGUCAAUACUCUGAUUGAUGACCCAGCUAGCCUCGCAGGGCAGUUGGUGGACACUUUCUCUGAAACAAUCAGCUGCGUCAAGAAACCACCACAGGUGCCAACCGGCGGCUUCUGUACUAAGCUGUGGCAUUAAGAGUUGCUGAGCAAAUUAUUCGACACCUUGGAGCUUGAUUCAUUGGAGUGCAAAUUAUCAUUUUGAUUCUUCAUUGAAAAUUUGUUUAUGGUUCAGGAUUUGGAAGAACCAAAUGUCAAAACUAAGUAGCUACUAAAUGGAUUUAGUUUUGUUUCAUAGUAUUAUUGUGUAUGUUCUUUUGUUCUGUCCUCCCUACUCAAUACUAC
Zingiber officinale is the source of this 2846-nucleotide messenger RNA. RefSeq names its product protein VERNALIZATION INSENSITIVE 3-like. Gene Ontology annotation, molecular function: protein binding. The transcript has 5 exons. The record is from RefSeq and is a predicted model, not a curated record. Gene Ontology annotation, biological process: vernalization response; epigenetic regulation of gene expression. NCBI's taxonomy places the organism in Eukaryota, Viridiplantae, Streptophyta, Magnoliopsida, Zingiberales, Zingiberaceae. Bases 409 to 2640 code for a protein of 743 amino acids.